AUGGCAAAGGAUUUGAAUGUCUACCAAGACGGCAAGGGAAGGAAUUUGAUGGAAUGGAUUCGAGAGAAAGGAGAGAAUAUGUACACGGAUAUCGGGAAGAGGACCUGGAGGGUCCCGCCCAUAAAGUUCAACAUGCAGAAGUUGGUUGAGCAGAAGUUGAGCAAGGUGGAGAAUGGGCAGCAACCGAUGCGCAUAGAAGGCACAGUGUUAGGCCAACCAAACUUGACUGAUCAGGAAACCAACAGAGCAGAGAAUGUUGUUUGUGGAGCAUUUGAGAGCUUGAGCAAUUGUCUUGUUCAUAAAGGGCUUGGUUCGGCCAUGUUUCUCAUUUCCAACUUUGAGUAUGACAACUAUCUGAACAAACUCUCCAACUGCGUCACUAGGUCUCAGACCGUGGACACAUCUGGGAGCCAUACUUCAGGUUCAGUGUUUGAAGCUGUCAGUGGCAGUGAGAGCACUCAGGCUAGUGGGCUAGUGGUCAAGCUUCCCAAGGAUGUUGCUAAUAGAGGGGAACUGGACAUACUGAUCCUGCACCAGGAGGCUGGAGUAAUCUUGGUUCAGACUAAAGCAGUUGGCUACAACUUUCAGGAGCGGCCUUCACACUUUGACCAAAGCAGCUCCAUCCGGACCGCCAUUGAAAAAGCUGGUGAGCAGCUGGCUCGGGAUCGUAAUGUGAUGUUGUACAUCAUGAAUGACUUGGGUUUGAAGAAUGACCAGAUGACUGCUGUUGUUGCCUUGCCCAAUCUGCCCAGAAGUGUUCUUCAGAAUGAAAUGAGUUCAGAUUUGAAGCAUAAAGUUAAGCAUGAAUACAGCCUGGACCUGGACAAGAACUUUUUGUGUGAAGAAGAUUUCAAACCAGACAUUGAUGGUUGCUAUGGGUUGCUAGAGAUAUGGUGGAGAGAGACUCUGCUGAAAAUGGCUAAAAAACUGGAUCUCCCAACCAUGCAACAGAUUGCUUACAGGACUGUGGGACUGUUGUCAACUGUGAGUGUCUGGUCCUACGCACAGCCAAGGAUUGAAGUCCGCAACUUGAAUCAAGCAGCUUGGGAGACUGGACACAGGUACACUCAAGUAGUGCUGUCUCCCCAGCAGGUGGAACUGUUGAAACAUGAGGACCAGUACAUGUACCUUUGGGGGCCUGCAGGCUCUGGAAAGACCCUGCUGCUUUCUCUAAAAGGUCGUCAGUGGCUGAGACGGGAUUGGAAUGUUGCUAUUGUGAAUACUAGGCUGGGGUCAAGGGGAAGGACAGUCGGACAGGUCAUCGAAACAACCAUCAAUAAAACUGAAGGGCUGAGAAAGAAAGUGAUGAGAAUAGAUCUGGACCUCAUGGACAAUGAGGAAACUCUCUUGUCCAUUGUGUCUGAGCAUGUCAGAGGGGAAACAUUCCACUUCUUGCUGGAUGAGAUAGCUUGGGUGAAGGAGACUGAGAAGCUGUUGCAUUUACUGAAGAAAUCAUAUCCCUACAGCUCCAUCUGGUGUGCUGGAAUGUUGAUUGAGUGCCAGCCAGAGGGCUUUGAGGCUGGAAGUUUAGAGGUGAUUCUGAGAUGUCCGCCGUCGGUUCAGAGAGUGCUGAGAAUUGUUGAUAACAGAGAUGAGAGAUGCCAGUUGUACAAAUUGGAUAGUGCAAAAGCUGGUCUUCCAACAGAUGGGCUGAAAGCUUUCUUCGUCAUCCAUUCCCAGCAUGGCGACCCAUCUGUCCAGCCAUAUGACUGUAGAAUCUGCGGCCAGAAACUAUCAGACAUCUUGAUCAACCAUUUGAACAUGAGGGGCAGAAUAACUAAUCGAAUUUCAUCAAGUCAGGAGCCAACUUUGACACAACAGCAACAAAACAGCCAGUCAUUUUGCUUAGAGUCUGUUUGUAGAGACCAAACUGAACUUAACCAAGUCCAGAAACUUGAUAGCAGUGUUGGCAGCGACACAAUGACUAAUCAAAUAACUAAUCAACACUCAUCCAAUCAGAAGCCAGCUUUGACAGCCCCACAGGACAGCAACAAAUCAUUUUCCUUUAAAUCUGUUGAGAGAAACCACUCUGAAUUUGACCUUAUACAUAAACUUGGGAGCAGUGUUGGCAGCGACAGUGGAAUAGAUAAUACUUACAUGGAUGUUGAGAUUCCCUUGGACAGUCCUGAAACUGGUUCUGUUGUAAUACCUAAAAACAAAACUCGAAAGAAGCAAAACAGGAACAAGAAAAAACAUCCUGUUUCCUUUGAAAACAAUAAUCCAGAUGAGAAUGCACACAUGACAGUGAGUAAGACUAUCAAUAAUAACAACCCAAAUGUUACUACUGGUUGCAGUCCUCACUCAGAAGUUUACAAUCCAGAAAAAUUCAUUGCAACAAAAGAUUUAAAUAAAGAGGAAGUUCCUAUUGUUAACUCUGUAACUAAAUCUCGUAAUAGGAAAUGCAACAAAACUCAAAACAGCACAAAGAACACAGAUACACUAACUCCAGAGCAGGAUAUUGAGAACAUUCACAACCAGAUAAUAAAUAACCAAAAUGAAAGAGACUGUAAAGAAAACAGCAACAAUGCUCAGAAUCAAAACAGAAUAGGGGCUAAUGUAGGUGAAAGGUCAAAGAAGAAGAAAGCUGGAGGAAAAAAAUCUCAUUAUAAUAACAUGGAUGGCUCAGCUGAGGGAUCAAACUACCCACAGUUGAACUUCAGUGAUGCGAUCCUGCCAGUCACAGUCCCCCGAGGCUGGCACCACUACAAUGCUAGAGGAUACUGGUCAAUCUCCCGAGAAGCUUUGGCACAGGAAAUGGUUAUAUUGGGCUCGAGCCCCUUGUGUGAGGAACUCUAUAACUCAGGGGUGCCACUGAAGGUUGAAGAGCAGAUGGUUAUGAAUGCUGAGGGCAAAGAGCUGGAAAACAACUUUGUUCUUUGUCCAGUUGGAGCAGUUCAUGGCUUGGAGUAUAAAGUUGUGGUCUGUGUCCCAAGUGCUCGCCAUCUUCCAGAAUACAUGGAACUAAGUCAAGGAAUCCGAAAUGGAUCAAUGGAGCCCAAGAUGUUGGUGAAAAGGACCCAGUUUGGUAGUGAUUACUUAAAACGCUUAGAUCAACUGGCUCGAGAAGAAAUGCAUUUCUCGAUGACAGACAACAAUUAUGGACCAAAAAUUGACAAAGUCCGAAUUUCCACCCAUGUUGCUGAGGAGGGGGCGCCAUUUGAUCAUCUGUAUGAGCCUAUUUCUGAAAAGGAAGCUCAGUUGAUCUCACAAGAAAACUUACUGCGUUUAAAAGCCACAGAACCAGACAAACCAUAUGUAGCACACAAAUACACAGAGGAAGAGAUCAAGAGGUUCAAGGAUGAACUCUGUGGACAGUGCAGCAACAAAGACACAUGUGUCUGUCAGUACUUCACCCCAGAGGAGCUUGCAGCUGUCCAUAGACUGGAGUCCUGGGACAAGGCUUAUGUGCUCAUGUGUGCCUCUAGGUGUACCUCGACAUUAGUCCUGGUGCUGCCUUGA
Messenger RNA from Candidula unifasciata, 3459 nucleotides. The record is from the annotation of a GenBank genome assembly. NCBI's taxonomy places the organism in Eukaryota, Metazoa, Mollusca, Gastropoda, Stylommatophora, Geomitridae.